GGCACGGGAGCUUUCUGGAUGCAAAUUGCACACGAAUUCCCCGCGACCAACUGAAACCAAUCAAAUGUUAUUAUUCAUUCUUCGCGGGUAAACGUAAAACUGCAAAAAGGGACCCGCCACCGCCAUCGCCACCACCCUCACCACUCGCUUCUCUUUCACAAAAUCUCGCUGUCGUCGUUGCACUUUCUUCCAGUCUCUAUCUUAUCACUCUCGCUCCCAAUCCAUUCAAUGAACCCUCGAUUUUUAAAAUACAACUAAACAUAAUUCCACUCUCAACAGAACACUCUCUUCCUGAAAAUGAACACAGCCAAUCUCCCCCUUAAACCACCGCAGCAUCUUCUUUUACACUCCAGGUACCCCUUUCAAAUCCGCCAUUUCCGAUUCUACAGACGCCGUCGUAUCAAACGAACAGCUUGCAUCAGCAGCAACAACUUAUUGGAACCUUUCCGGUACUUCCUCUCUCAAUUUCCCUCUCAAAAUUCCCUCGAUUUUCUCGCUCCGAUUCUAGGUCUCGCUUCCGGUUUAACGCUUUAUCUUUCGCAGUCCAAAUCCACUAAUCCUAAUAGUAACUCCUUAAUCAAUUCAAAUAUCGGAGAGUGGAUUCUCUUCGCUAGCCCUACUCCGUUCAAUCGUUUCGUGUUUCUUCGCUGUCCUUCAAUAUCUCUUGAAGGAUUAGAAAAUGUGAGUGAGAGGUUUCUAGAAGAGGACAGGCAUUUUGUUAGGUUAAGUAGAGGGAGAAUUGAAGCGAGAGAGAGUGGAAUCGGUGGAAUCAUUGAGGAGAAAUUGGAAUACCAGAGAGUGUGCGUGAGUACAGAAGAUGGAGGUGUGAUUUCGCUUGAUUGGCCAGCGAAUUUGGAGCUGAGGGAAGAGCAUGGAUUGGAUACUACUUUGUUGCUAGUUCCGGGGACUACUGAAGGAAGCAUGUGUGAGAAUGUUAGGGAUUUUGUUUGUGAUGCACUUAUGCGAGGGUUUUUCCCUGUUGUUCUCAAUCCUAGAGGAUGUGCUCGUUCACCGCUUACGACUGCACGGUUAUUUACAGCUGCUGACAGCGAUGAUAUCUGCACAGCUAUACACUUCAUCAAUAAGGCAAGGCCAUGGACAACAUUGAUGGGAGUUGGCUGGGGAUAUGGUGCAAACAUGUUGACUAAAUAUCUAGCAGAAGUUGGGGAUAGAACACCUCUCACAGCUGCCACAUGCAUUAAUAAUCCUUUUGACUUGGAGGAAGUUACGAAAUCCUCUCCUUAUCACAUUGCUUUGGAUCAGAAACUCACUGGUGGACUGAUAGAUAUCCUGCAAUCUAAUAAGGAACUAUUUCAAGGGAGAGAAAAAGGGUUUGACGUGGAAAAGGCCUUAAGCGCAAAAUCUGUGCGUGAUUUUGAAAAAGCAAUAUCUAUGAUAUCUUAUGGUUUUGAAGAAAUAGAAGACUUCUAUUCUAAAUCUAGCACACGAGAUGUGGUUGGGAAUGUGAAGAUUCCUGUUCUCUUUCUUCAGAAUGAUGAUGGGACAGUGCCGUUGUUUUCCAUGCCACGUAGCUUAAUUGCAGAAAAUCCAUUUACAAGCCUCCUUUUGUGCUCUUGUGUGCCAUCUAGUGUUAUAGCAAGUGACAGAGCUGCUGUAUCAUGGUGCCAGAAUUUAACAACUGAGUGGCUGUCAGCAGUGGAGCUUGGGCUGUUGAAGGGUCGUCACCCUCUUCUGAAAGAUGUAGAUCUUUCUCUCAACCCUAAAAAAGGUUUAACUCUUGUAAAAGGCAGAACAACCAGUAAAAGAUCCAAAUCUGACAAGUUCUUAGAUCUUAGUUUAACUGAUGCUAAUGGGUAUACAAUGGAUCCUAUAAAAGAGGUGCUUGAAGACAGUGAUACUGCUGUCCAAUCAAGAUAUCAACAAGAUUCUCACAAAAUUUUGAAACUUGAAGAGGGAUUACAAGAAGGCGAGAAUGAUGCCUUGCAGCAGACUAGCUCUGUUGAUGUGGAGUUGGUCAAAGAGGAGGUUGCUGACACUGGAAGUGGUGAAGUGAUACAAACAGCACAGGUGGUUAUGAAUAUGCUUGAUGUUACCAUGCCUGGUAUUCUAGAAGAAGAAGAAAAGAAGAAGGUCUUGACUGCUGUUGGUCAAGGAGAGACACUUAUGAAAGCUUUACAAGAUGCUGUACCAGAAGAUGUGCGUGAAAAGCUUAGAACUUCUGUAUCUGGAAUUCUGCAUGCUCAAAACACAAACUUAAAACUUGAUAGAUUUCUUGGCAUUGGUAAAAUUCCUGCUGCAACACCAGGGGUUAAGUCAAAGAUCCAGGAAAAGAGCAGAGCAUCAGAUGCUGAAGCUACAUCUAAAGAUCCUCGUUCUUCAGAUGAGAUUAAAAAGGUUGAUGAUUUGACAGAUGGCUCUGAUAACAAUCAACCUGGGUCAGAAAAGUCUGUUAAAGGAUUGGAUUCAGAGCUUUGUUCCUCAGAAAAUGUGCAUAAAUCUAGUGAUCUAGGUCAGCCUCAAACUACGAACAGCCAACAAGGUGAUGCAUAUGGUUCUGGUAGCAAGGGCACAAGUGAUUCAGGAAAUAGUCAUCGAAGUGAUGAGUUCACUAAAGAAAGAGCUGAUCUUGUUUCUGACAGUGGUGAAAAGGGGUUUGAAAUAAGUGCUAUGCCAAAUGUUACUAGCUGCACUGAAAAGGUAAAUGGCAGUGAGGAAGCAAUUAUUGAUCAGGACGGUGGAACACCUCAGCUUGAAAUUAAAAGGGAGAGUAAUACCCAGAAAAGUGAAGAGAGAGUCCUGAAUUCUUCAGGUGAUCAAAGUAAGAUGGUAUCAAGCAACAUAGCUGAAGCAGUACCUUCAUCUGCAGAGUCCUUUACUGACUCCCAACCCAUGGAAAGGGAAGGUAAUGAUAAUCAUAAGAUGGAGAUCAAAGCAGUGCCAUCUGUUCCUGAUCAAAAUAAACCUAUUGCAUCUGAUUCUAAUCCCCCUGCCUUCGGUGUUGCUGAGGCAUUAGAUGCCUUGACCGGGAUGGAUGAUUCCACCCAAGUGGCUGUUAACAGUGUGUUUGGUGUCAUAGAAGAUAUGAUUUCUCAGUUGGAAGAGGGAAAAGAUGAUGAAAAUAACACCCAAGACACAGAUAAUUUUGAGGAUGAGUCAAUUGAAACUACAUACAAGAAAGAACAUGCUAGUGGGGAUCACAUAUUAGAAGUGACUGGUACAAAUGACGUGGGCAUGCAGUCUGAUGUUUCAAAUGAUUCUCCUGUACGUAAGCAUGAAGUGAAUGGUGUCAACCCACAGAAUUUGAUGAGUACUGGCUGGGUAGAGGAGAAACCCGCUACGAAUCCCAUAUUGUAUGGUGAUGAUGGUAGUGAUGGUCAAGGAAGUACUUCUAGUAAGUAUAAGUUUAAUGAAGAAAUAAAGAAGAAUAAAUUAGUUGGUGGCAAAUUUUUGGCUGAUUAUGCUGAUAGACAUGUAAAUAGCAUUCCAUUGUACGUAAGUGCACAUCCAUAUCGGGACUAUCUACAGAAUGAAUACUUCCACAGAUAUCUUCUUUCAAAGGCACCAAAUAGCAAACCACUUGAUUUAGAUACAACUACUUCUCUAUUAUUCGACUAUUUUCCAGAAGAUGGUCAAUGGAAGCUCUUGGAGCAACCGGGAAUUAUUGAACAUGAUCUUACAGCUGAUGAUGGUGUUGACAGAAAGGAUCAGAUCCAUCCUUCUGCAGAAGUAAAUGAUGCAGAUAACUAUAUAGAACCAUCUUAUGUGUUAUUAGAUACUGAAAAACAACAAGAACCUGUCAGAGAAUAUAGCACAGUGGACAAUUUACAAGAACAUGUUGAAAAUGGUAAGGAUAGAUUGGAGGAGGUUAUGCAGUUUGUGAAAAUUAUUAUAUUGGAUGCCUUGAGGGUUGAAAUUGAUCGCAAGCUAAGUGCAGAUGACAUGAAAGAAAUGGAAUCUGAUCUUGCUAGAGAUCUUGAGCUAGUGGCAAAUGCUGUGUCACUGGCUAUUGGACAUGAUACAGGUAAUCUGUCCGUGCAAGAUAACUCAAGUAUUCAAAGUACUCCUGAAAAAGUUGGUACACUUCAAGGAGAGGAGAUAGUAAGGGCCAUUUCUUCUGCUGUUCCGAGCACAAAUUAUCUGGGAAGAGUGUUGCCAGUUGGUGUUGUUAUUGGCUCUAGCUUAGCUGCUCUGAGAAAAUAUUUCGAUGUAGGUACCAGGCAUGAUAUUGUUCUGACGUCCAAUGAGCAAACAGAAAUAUCUGGGAGAAAAGAUCCAGAUAAUACCAAUGUGAAGAACGAUGGCCUGAAGCUUACUAUCAGAAGCAAUCAAACUACGAGUAUGAGGAAUUCAAGGAGUAGAGAGUUAGAAGAAGCUGCCUUAAAAAAUAAAAACAGUGACAAUGUUAUGGUUGGAGCUGUUACAGCUGCUAUAGGAGCAUCUGCCUUACUGGUACAGCAACAGAGUCUGAGCAAAGACAAGGAUACUGCAGAAAGCUUGUCUAAUUCCUUCAAGGAGAAAGCAAGUCUCACUAAGGAAGUUGACAAGGUUGAUGAGGAAAUGUCUGAGAAAAACCAGAAUAUAGCUGCAAGCCUUGCUGAGAAAGCCAUGUCAGUUGCUGGUCCUGUGGUUCCUACAAAGGAAGAUGGUGAAGUGGAUCAAGAAAGGCUGGUUGCGAUGUUAGCAGACUUGGGACAAAAGGGUGGCUUGUUGAGGCUGGUUGGUAAACUUGCUUUGCUUUGGGGUGGCAUACGUGGUGCGAUGAGUCUGACUAACAAGCUUAUCUCAUUUCUCCAUAUGGCUGAGCGGCCCCUGUACCAGAGGAUUAUUGGGUUUGCCGGCAUGGUGCUUGUUUUAUGGUCGCCGGUCAUUAUUCCACUGCUUCCAACACUUGUGCAGAGCUGGACAACAAGUAAACCCUCUAGAUUUGCUGAGCUUGGUAGCAUUAUUGGCCUCUAUACAGCUGUUAUGAUACUUGUUAUGCUAUGGGGCAGAAGAAUCCGUGGGUAUGAAGAUCCGAUGAAGGAAUAUGGGUUGGAUCUGACAAAACCUCCUCAGAUCCAAAAGUUCUUCAUCAGUUUGAUUGGAGGAGUCAUGAUUGUUCUAUCAAUACAAUCUGCAAAUGCUUUGUUGGGUUGUGUUUGUUUCUGUUGGCCUUCAAGUCUUCCAAUAUCUUCUUUAGAUGCCUUGACAUUUCUGAGAGUAUGUGGGCAAGUAAUUAUGCUUGCUGGUCAAGGAAUCAUAACAGCAACCAGUGUUGUGCUUGUUGAAGAACUUCUUUUCCGGGCGUGGUUGCCUGAAGAAAUUGCCUCUGAUCUUGGUUAUCAUCGAGGAAUUAUCAUUUCCGGACUUGCCUUUUCUCUUUCCCAGAGGUCUUUGUGGGCAAUACCAGGGCUUUGGCUUUUCUCUGUUGCCGUUGCAGGAUUUCGGCAAAGAAGUCAAGGUAGUCUUUCCAUUCCAAUUGGACUGCGUGCAGGGAUCAUGGCAUCGAGCUUUAUCUUGCAAGCAGGUGGCUUUUUGACCUAUAAACCCAAUUAUCCUCUGUGGGUAACUGGGAAUCACCCAUUCCAACCCUUCAGCGGGAUAGUUGGCCUUGCAUUUUCUUUGAUACUAGCAGUAAUUCUAUAUCCAAGGCAGCCUUUACAGAAAAGAGUAGCUACUGAAUAGGACUAUUGAGGAAUAAAGAAGGGCAUUGUUGUUGGUUAACAAAAGCAAUGGUAUUAGAAUGCUUUGGUAACUCAUGCUAAGAUGUACAAGCACAUAGAGGAAUUAAAGAGGAGUUGCUAGCAGAAUGUUGUGUCUAAUUGAAAAUAUCUAAGGAGUGAUGAUGGCUAACGCUGCUGAGGAGGAAAAGAGAAUGACAGGCUAAGAAAACACAAUAGAAGCAGAAAUCAGCGUUUUAGUGCUUAGUUGGUGGAUGUGGAGUCUCGGUGUACAGUUGGUAUAAAUCUCAAAGGCAGAGAAUAGAGAAUUUUUACAAAGUAGGAUAGUGAACUGUAUGUACAAAUUUUGGCAUCUCCUUCUAGUGCAAAUAUAUACGAGGAUUUCUGAUUGUUAAUGUAUACCAGAUACCAAUCUACAUGGUGCAUGGCACCUAUACAAAGCCUGUAGCAAAGCUUUUAACAGCUUAUAAUGAAUUCCGAUAUAUUACUAAUAAAAUUAUAAGGUGUAAAUUCUAGUGUAA
Molecule: messenger RNA, 6142 nt
Organism: Ricinus communis (castor bean)
Lineage: Eukaryota; Viridiplantae; Streptophyta; Magnoliopsida; Malpighiales; Euphorbiaceae
Exons: 11
Coding region: 298-5625 (1775 amino acids)
Biological process (GO): CAAX-box protein processing
Cellular component (GO): membrane
Molecular function (GO): monoacylglycerol lipase activity; metalloendopeptidase activity; short-chain carboxylesterase activity
Source: RefSeq, a predicted model, not a curated record